GCAGAAACUCGGGGUCACCUUGACGGAGUCCUACCAGAGCCGAUUUUGUAUAAGAGGGGAACUGAACUGCCAGUCGAGUGUUAGAAGAAGCAGCGUGCGCCCGGCCCAACAUCAUCUGUCAAUAAUACACACACCGAUUUGCACUCUACAGCCAACCUUCUUAUCAGCAAUAUGAGUGUCGCUAGCCAGCUGUUGAGCAAUGUGGCCGAACCUGUCACCACAUCGGGGUCAAAGGUGUCCCUCGUCGGCGUCGGCCAGGUCGGAAUGGCUGCUGCCUUCAGCAUCCUUACCCAGGGCAUUGCCAGCGAACUGGCCAUGGUGGACAUGGUGCCCGACAAGCUCAAAGGCGAGAUGAUGGACCUGCAGCACGGCCUGACCUUCACGAAGAACGCCAAAGUCAGCGCCAGCACCGAUUACGCGAUCACGGCCGGAUCCAAGAUCUGCAUCGUGACCGCCGGAGCGCGGCAGAGGGAGGGCGAGAGCCGCCUCAACCUCGUCCAGCGCAAUGCUGAGAUUUAUAAGGGAAUUAUUCCUCAACUGGUCAAGUACAGCCCUGACACCAUCCUACUCAUCGUCAGCAAUCCGGUUGACGUGCUGACCUACGUGGCGUGGAAGCUGAGCGGCCUGCCGAAGAACCGUGUGAUUGGCUCAGGCACCAACCUCGACUCGUCCAGAUUCCGCUUCCUGAUGUCCGAGAGGCUUGGUCUGGCGCCCAGCAGCUGCCACGGCUGGAUCAUCGGCGAGCACGGCGACACCAGCGUUCCCGUCUGGUCCGGAGUCAACGUCGCCGGAGUCAGGCUGCGCGAGAUCAACCCCCUGGUGGGAACCGCUGAGGACCCUGAAAACUGGGCCCAACUGCACAAUGAGGUCGUGCAGAGCGCCUAUGAGGUGAUCAAACUGAAGGGCUACACCUCUUGGGCCAUUGGUCUCAGCGUGGCCACCCUGGUGCAGACCCUCCUGAGUAACACCAAAAGUGUUUUCGCAGUCUCCACUUUGGUUCAGGGUGAGCAUGAAAUUACCGAAGAGGUUUUCCUGUCGCUGCCCUGCGUUCUGGGCGAGAACGGCGUGACCAACAUCAUUCGGCAGCCUUUGAAGGCCGAGGAGAAGGCCCAGCUGCAUAGGUCUGCCAGCACUCUGAACGAAGUUCAGUUAAAACUCGCACUGUAAUCAAAAAAAUUGCCAGCGGAUCGAAGCAGAAACGAUCAAAACCAUUCUGCACGUUUUAUGAAAUUAGGCUGUUGCUAUGAAUUCUGACUUUUCGAAUUUAGGAGCAUUUUGGUUGAAUCUACAAAUUAACUGUAAGCAUGAGUAACACUCGCUGUCUCAAACCCCCUCUGGCUAGUCGUAUUUUCUUGCGUUUCAACUCUGAUCUUGACUUAUUGCAUUCUAUUAAUAUUCAACUUUUUCCCUAUUAAUAAACAGAAAAUAAAAUAAAUGAUUCCUUCA
Molecule: messenger RNA, 1446 nt
Organism: Cloeon dipterum
Lineage: Eukaryota; Metazoa; Arthropoda; Insecta; Ephemeroptera; Baetidae
Gene: Ldh
Product: Lactate dehydrogenase
Exons: 7
Coding region: 172-1167 (331 amino acids)
Biological process (GO): pyruvate metabolic process; lactate metabolic process
Cellular component (GO): cytoplasm
Molecular function (GO): L-lactate dehydrogenase (NAD+) activity
Source: RefSeq, a predicted model, not a curated record